This is a messenger RNA of Choloepus didactylus (southern two-toed sloth), 14439 nucleotides long. RefSeq names its product StAR related lipid transfer domain containing 9 (gene STARD9). The record is from RefSeq and is a predicted model, not a curated record. Gene Ontology annotation, biological process: microtubule-based movement; spindle assembly. Bases 37 to 13920 code for a protein of 4627 amino acids. Gene Ontology annotation, molecular function: lipid binding; microtubule motor activity; ATP binding. NCBI's taxonomy places the organism in Eukaryota, Metazoa, Chordata, Mammalia, Pilosa, Megalonychidae. Gene Ontology annotation, cellular component: cytoplasm; centriole; nucleus. The transcript has 33 exons.
UGGGCGGAUCUGCAGGGCUUGGGCCGUGGCCGGAGAAUGGCGAACGUGCGAGUAGCCGUGAGGGUCCGGCCUCUCAGCAAAAAGGAGACCAAAGAAGGGGGCAGAAUUAUUGUGGAAGUUGAUGGCAAAGUGGCAAAAAUCAGGAAUUUAAAGGUGGCUGAUCGACCAGAUGGCUUUGGGGACUCCCGGGAGAAGGUUGUGGCAUUUGGUUUUGAUUACUGCUACUGGUCAGUCAAUCCAGAAGACCCCCAGUAUGCAUCUCAGGAUGUGGUGUUCCAGGAUUUGGGAACAGAAGUGUUGUCUGGAGCUGCCAAAGGCUACAAUGUAUGUCUUUUUGCCUAUGGACAGACAGGCUCUGGGAAGACAUAUACCAUGCUGGGGACCCCAGCCUCUAUGGGGCUGACACCACGGAUAUGUGAGGGUCUCUUCGACAGGGAGGAAGACUAUGCCUCACUGCCUUCCUCCUGUAGGAUAAAAGUAAGUUUCCUGGAAAUCUAUAAUGAACGGGUACGGGAUCUCUUGAAGCAACCUGAUCACAAAAAGUCCUAUACUCUACGAGUCAGGGAACACCCAGAGAUGGGGCCAUAUGUACAAGGUUUAUCUCAACAUGUAGUUACCAACUAUAAGCAAGUAAUUCAACUCUUGGAGGAGGGAAUAGCAAACAGAAUCACAGCAGCCACCCAUGUCCACGAGGCCAGCAGCAGAUCUCAUGCCAUCUUCACCAUCUACUACACACAGGCCAUCUUGGAGAACAACCUCCCCUCUGAAAUUGCUAACAAGAUCAACCUUGUGGACCUAGCAGGCAGUGAAAGAGCGGAUCCCAGUUACUGUAAAGACCGGAUUACUGAAGGAGCCAAUAUCAACAAGUCCCUCGUCACUCUGGGAAUCGUUAUCUCCACCUUAGCCCAGAACUCCCAAGUAUUCAGCAGCUGUCAGAGUCUCAGUAGCACGGCCAGUGAUGGUGGUGAACGUGGGAUCCCUAGCCCUCCUUCUGGGAUCAGUCGUGGAGGGGGGACCUCUCGGAGGCAGUCUUACAUCCCAUAUCGGGACUCUGUGUUGACCUGGCUGCUGAAGGACUGCCUUGGAGGCAACUCCAAAACCAUCAUGGUUGCCACUGUAUCUCCUGCACACACUAGCUACAAUGAGACCAUGAGCACGCUGAGAUAUGCAUCCAAUGCCCAAAACAUCAUCAACAAGCCACGGGUGAAUGAGGAUGCAAACGUCAAGCUGAUCAGAGAACUCAGAGAGGAGAUUGAAAGAUUGAAAGCAAUGUUGCUGAGCUUUGAACUGGUGUGUGGACAGCCAGAACCUUUCCAUACUCAAUGGGACUUCAGUUCAUUGAGUGAUGAAAGUGAUGAAAAUCUGAAGGAGCUGGUUCUCCAAAAUGAAUUGAAGAUAGACCAGCUGACUAAAGACUGGACCCAGAAGUGGAAUGACUGGAAGGUCCUCAUGGAACAUUACAGGGUGGACAUCAACAGGAGGAGAGCUGGGGUAGUCAUUGACUCCACCAUGCCACACCUGAUGGCUUUGGAGGACGAUGUGCUCAGCACAGGUGUGGUGCUCUAUCACCUUAAGGAAGGAACAACAAAAAUAGGAAGGAUUGACUCAGACCAGGAACAGGACAUUGUCCUGCAGGGUCAGUGGAUUGAGAGAGACCACUGCACUAUCACCAGUGCCUGUGGGGUAGUUAUUCUGCGACCUGCCCAGGGGGCUCGCUGCACAGUGAAUGGCCGGGAGAUCACUGCUUCCUGCCGCCUGACCCAAGGAGCAGUCAUAACCCUGGGCAAAGCCCAGAAGUUCCGAUUCAAUCACCCAGCAGAGGCUGCUGUCCUGCGGCAGAGGAGGCAGGUCAGAGAAACUGGUGGUGGCAGUGGCUCUUUGGAAUGGCUGGACUUGGAUGGAGAUGUUACUGGCUCCCAGUUGAGUCUCUGCCCUUGGCUUUGGAAGAAAAGGAGAGUGCUGGAAGAGCAAUGUGGAGAGCAGCAGCAAUGUGGAGAGCAGCAGCAGAGGGCUGGAGAGACAUCCCACAGGGUCCAGAUUCAGCAGCAGCAGUGCUAUGUGGAGGAUUUGAGACAAGAAAUUCUAGCAGGACAGAUUAGAGCUGAGCAGGAACUGGAAUUUGAUCGGACGCGCAUCAACCAGCAGAUUAAAGACAACCAGCAGUGGCUGCUUAGAGAAGAGACCUGGCUGGCCAGCUUGCAGCAGCAGCAGCAGCAGCAGCAAGACUAUGUAGCAGAAGGAGGACUUGAGGCCUCUGUGGCACCUGAUGUUCGGCUUCAGACAGAUUCUGAGGUGCAGCUAUCCACACUGGCCCGAAGCCAGAAGAGGGCGGCACAACAGCAGCUUCUACGGAGACACGCUCUUUGGGCAGCAGAACCGACUGUCCGGCAAAAAAAGAUCACAUUCCAGCUAGAGCGAAUCAUCAAGAAGCAGAGGCUACUGGAGGCCCAAAAGAGACUGGAGGACCUCAAGGCAUUGUGCUGGCUCCAGGAUGACAGCAUCCAAAAGUCCCCAGACGAGAUCCCUGGUGCUGAUGCUAUGGUCCCAGGGCCUCAGCAUGGAAGUAAAUCAACAAGUUAUAGUUCUUUGAGCCUCCAAAGGCUCUGCAGCCAACACUUGCCCCAGCCACACAGUGUUUUUCUUGAAUCUGCUAACAUCCAGGAAAUGGAGAGAGUGGGUGAGCAGCCCUAUCAGAUGGUGUUCCAAGGCUCAGCAUCUCUGAGCCAAUCAGCUAACAAGCUAAAGCCAAAGGAUGAGCCAGAGGCCCUUACCCCUACCACCUGGACCAGAAAGGCUAAGGGAAUAACAAACUCCAGCCACAUGCAAGCAGAGUGGCAAAAAGAGGGGACCCUUGGGACCCACAAGACUGCCAAGGGAAUUGGUUGCAGUUUCUCACAUCCUUGUGAACCCAAACAGGCAGCUGGGCAUGGAAAGACAGCUAAGACUUUCCAGACAGAAGCCAAACCAGCAUCUCCAAACAGGGCAUCAAAAAGGCAAUGGAGAGUGUUGGCAGCUAGGGCCAGAGACAUUGCCAAAAAGUCCUCUCAUUUACCUCAUGGAAACCCUUUGAAGAGGCAACAUACUGCAGGGGACCCAGACAACGUGGCCCCAACCACAGAUUCCAGCCUAGUAGUGGAUCAUGCAAGAGAAAAUGAUCUCUCUGAUAUAGAUAGCAAUUACUCAGUGGAUUCUCUCUCCUGUGUCUGUGCCGAAGCCCUAAGGGAGCCCCUGAAGACAGAGGAACCUCAGGGAAAGAAGCUGGAUUUUCCAGAGCUAGAGAACUCUGAAAGUGACGACAGCCAAAUAUCUGAGGACUCACUGGCUGAAAAGGGGUACCAAACUCAAAAAUACAGCCCAGAGGGCACUCAUCUCACCAAAGGCCAUGGCCAUCACAAGGCCAGAACUAGAACCUCUGUGAGGAGCUUCACCAUACCCUUAGACAGUGAAAUAUUUGCUUUAGCUCACAGGAGCUUUUCCUUGGAUAGCCUGACUGAUGCUGAGGAAGAAAUGGGGGAAAGUCAGCUAGAAGAGCCUUUACUUGGUUCAGCUGAUGAGAUUCCCACAGAGACUUUUUGGCGCCUGCAGAACUCCAGUAUGCCUAUAGUGGACCAGAAGGCAAUGAGCAAGCUUGGUGCUGUCAACGAAGGAACAGGAGAUAGGCAGGAUGCCAUCCUGCCAACAAGCAGUUCGUUUUACCUUGAUCCAGAGUUGCAGCCUCAUUGUGGGCAGCCUGAGCCAGCAGUGGAGGCAUGCUACUCUGAACAAGCCAGCUCUCUCCAAGGCAUGCAGCUUUCAAGAGGGAGCCCACUAAUGUCCAUGGAUUCCUGGUUUUCCUGUGACUCAAGGAUCAAUCCCACUAGCCCUCCAGGAACAGUAGGUUCUUUUUGUACAAGUCCUGAUGUCCAGGAAUUUCAAUCCUGUGUUUGGGAGAGGCCUGGAUACUGGAUAACUAUGGAAGAACCAAAGCCAUCAGUUACAGAAACAGUCCUGCCAUAUCACUUUCAAGUGUUCCAAGGCAGUGGUGAGCUACCCUGCAAUGCAAGAGAUGUGGACACUACUCCAGUUUCUGAUACAUCCAUGCUGUCAUUCAUGGGAUUUCACAGGUUUCUUCAACCAGAAACUGAUAGCAUCUUUCAGGGAAGAGGUAUCCCUAACAUAUCCCAGCAGGAUGAAUCUGAAACAUCAAACAACUCCAGCAUGUCGAGUGUGUUGGCUGCCUCUGCUGCCUCAUUCACGCAUAUCGGCAGUGCCUGUGAAAGGGACUGGACUGCCCUUCAGCAAAAGUACCUCCUUGAAUUGUCUCAUCCUGGUUUGGAGGCCCUAGAAGAGCCCAAGCCACAUUUCCCCUGCCUUGAGGAAGACUUCGGUUCUCUGGCCCAAGCUUCUGGAAAAGGGGGAGAUUCUCUGCCUGAGGUAUCUAGCAGUCUGGAUUUAAAAAAUAUUCCCAUCCAUCUAUCCAAGAUUAGGCGUUUGAAAGCAGAGAAAGAACAGGACAGUUUGAGUACCAAGUUAGAAGGUACUUCAGAUUUAUUUAGAACUAAUGAGAAAGAGGUGAAUUAUAAUGGAACUUCUUCAACAGACUUAGAUUCAUUGAAUUCUGGAACUACAAAUGCACAAAUCUUUGCAGGAGAGAGCAAGAUACCAAAUUCCGUGAUGGAAAUAUGUGAAAUCAAACUGAACAACUUAGAGGAGUGCCCUCAGGGUAGCAGAGAACAUGGACUGAUAACUUCCUCUGAUGAGUGCUUCUUACUGAAGAACCCUUGUCACAGUAAUGGCACCAUCAUAGCCACCAAAGAAAACAACUGGCCCCAAGGCUGGGCUCCUCUCAUGGAGAAUAUCGCAGGCCAGUCAGGGCAAUUAUGGCACAAUAGCUACCAUCCCCUGCAGGAAGAGAAGGCAGAUUGCCAGGAGAGUUCCAAAGAAGUAGUUGGAAGAGACACAAAAUUUUCCUUUGCCUUUUCAUCAGAUCCAGAACCGGACCUUCACUGUACUCCUUGGGCUCCAUUCCCAUCUCCCCUGCAGCCACCUCCCUUGGAAACAUUCUAUGUGACCAAAAGCCGGGAUGCCCUGACAGAAACUGCCUUAGAGAUUCCAGCUUGUAGAGAAGCGGGGGUGCCUUCCCUGCCCCUCCAGGAAGCCUGGGUCUUUGGUCAUGGCCAUCAAAUCCUCCAAGAUGUUUAUUUGAAGGAUAAUUUGCCAGGGCCAUUACAAAACCAGAAUUCCAAGAUUGACUUAUCUUUGCAGGUUGCAGCAGAGAGGCCAGUUGAUUUGAACACCGGGGAAGUUAUAGGAGAAAUAGAGAAAUGCCCUGGAAAUAUUAAAGAAGAAAGUUGUAAUUCAGUUUAUUUUUCUGUUUCUCAGAAUGGAAAUUUUCUCCUUUCUACCAGUACAAAAGUGUGUGAAUUUGAAAAUCAGAUUGGAAUUUUAAAUAUAAAGCAUAGUCUUCUAACACCCAAGGGUAGAGAAAACGCCACUGCUCAGUCCUGUUGUAAUGCUUCCCCAAACAAUUCUGGAUCUGGGAAGCCUCUCCUUGUUUGUGAAUCUAAGGCAGGUGGGGAAGAAGAGCAGGGUCAGAAAGCAGUCCUAAGGCAGACCCAGGCCUUUGAUAUAAACAGACAUUUUCCUUCUGGGACCGUGUCUGAUUUCAUCCAUAAAACCAUUAAUUUAGGCCUUGAGAAAGACAUACCAGGGGAAACUGCUGUAUUUUUGAAGUCUAGAUCAGUAGAUCAUAAUGUAAGCAGCCCAGUGAUAGUAGCCCAGGAUGAGAGCUCAACCCACAAGUGGGAAGGGAAGAAUGCAACUGGGCAACUUAGAAAAGCUCCCCAUCCCAGAGACAGCUUAGAAGAGCUUAAGCUUCCAGGUGCAGACUCUACAUAUGAAAGAGUCCAGUCAGUUACAUCUUCUAAGGAAAGAAACCCCAAUGAUUGCAAGGGGCCUGGAAAGUCCCAGGAAAUGUUAAAUCCCAAAGAACCCUCUGGGAAGAAACAAAAUAAACGAGUUAGUAAUGCUGAGGAAAUGGCUAGGCUAAUUAGGAGCGUGGUACAGCUGGAAAAUGGCAUCUUGGAAAUAGAAUCCAAGCAGAAUAAACAGCUACUUGCUUCCCAAAUACCACAAGUCAGUAAGGAGAUUGUGUUCCAGAACUGGAAGAACCAAGAAAAGACUGAGCAUGUCCUAAGGCCAGGCAGCUCUGGAGAACCCCUGUCCUUCAAGGAUCAGCCACCUUCUCCAAAACAGAAGGACAUUGUUAUUUUUAGGGAUAAUGAAGCUGAAGAAAUGAAGGAGCUUAAUAUUUGCAUUGGGAAAGAGCCUCAGGUAGAGAAAGUAAACCUGAGCCCUUUCGAGAAAAGGGAAUAUAUAGAAAAGACUAAAUUUGUGAGACAGCAUAAUCACCCUGAUGCAUUAGAUAGAUCCUCCAAGGACACUUGUGAUUCUUUAGGGAUACACACAGCUCACAGAGAGCCUGCUAAUACUUCUGUUCACCCAAGGAAAAUGAAAGCAUUAUCUAGAGCUCUGCCAUUUGAUCCCAGGUCAGAGAGGUCUUUUGAAAAUGAGGAUGAGUUGUUCAAAGCAUCAGCAAGCCCCAAAGGGCAGCCUUGUGGCUUGGGAAGUCUUGAGGAAUUGGAGACUGUGAAAGGUGCUGAACAUAUAAACAGUUCCAAGCAAGAAAAGCCAAAAGUUCAGGGCAGAGUUGAAGAUACGGCUUUGCAAAGGGGAGGGAGCCUACAGGAGAAAAAUAAGAUGGUUUCAACUCAGAAAUUUCAUAGUCCAAGCCAAGUUUUUAAGAGCGAAAUUUGCAGCCAGAAGACUAUCUGCCCAUUGCUGAGCCAGACAGACUAUUCUGUAGCUCCUUCUCAGCAAGACCUGAGUAACACCUUGCCCUCAAGUUCUCCAAGCUUGGCAAGAAACUGUCUUCACGCACCUGAUACUAUAGGUAUCUCUUCAGUUGAUUAUAUGCUAGAUCCCACAAUGUUGAAAAUUCAUGACGGCCCUUUGGUUACUGGAGUAGGGGAUCAGGACCAGAGUCAAAAGACCAAAAGCCAUGGUCCUCAGGAAAAUGCUAGGGGGGACUCCUCUGUGGCACACUCUUCUUGGUGUGGGUGUGCAAUAACCAUGGCCAUGGGAUCUCAUGGUCAACCUAAUGAACCAGAGAGCAUGCCCCUGGGGGCUGAGAACAGGAUCUCAGCAAGCACCACCCCCCAAGACAAGGGAGGGGACCUCAGAGGCACCUUGAUCGACUUGAGAACCAAGGAGGGUUUUGUACCUGAAGCAGGGGCAACUGUACAAAGAGAGAGAAAAACCCUGAAUGAGGUCUCCAGCCAGCUUGAAAAGAGGACUGGUUGCCCCUUAGAAGAUGGAAACUACCAAGGCAGGGAGAUAGGGCAGAAGACAGAGAAUAAUACCAAGGACUUCAGUCUUACCAGCGAUGUUUUCUCAGCACCUGUUUCCCUGCUGAGGGUACCUAAUCCUGAGCCCAAGAUGUUGGAGCCUUCUGCGCACACAUGCGUGUACCUGGUUAUGUUGGAAGAGAUCAGACAGGCCCAGAAUAAACAGCUUAAUAACUUUGUGGCUGGAGGAACAGCCCUUCCUUUCCAUGAAACUUUCCUAGAAUCUGAAUGUUCUUCAGGGGUUCCUGAGAGGUCUCAGUGUAAACAAAUGGGCGAGUCAGUGUCAGACAGGACUAGAAAUGAGGGGGAAGCCCAGGAAUUUGAUGUGGCAUUUCCAUUUGCUGAACCAGGACAUUUGCUGACAGAUGAGAGGAAAGUCCUUCAGGUCACACCCCUCCCUGCAGACAGUUUUCAGCUUCUGCCCAACACUGAAAUGAACAAAAGGGCGUGGUACGCCUCCCAGGCUUCCUCCCAUGAUAUCCCUGCUCUAGGCAAAGGUGAUUGUCCUGGAGAUCUGAGACAUUUCCUGGGAGCAGGUGAACAGUUUACAUGGCACUCUGGUUCUUCCAAAAUCACAGAGGAAAAGAAAGAAGCAACCAGAACACCUUACUUUGCUGGUUCUUUGGGCUCCGACUGUCUUCCUUCUUCAGCUACAGAAGAGGACCAGAGGGAAGUACUAGAGAAAAUACCUGACUUAUCUUCUCAGGCCCCCUUUGAUGUUCCCGGACUGGUUUUGCGUGAAAGAAGUCAUUUAGCCCCAUGUGAGAGUGCAGGGGCCAUGACCCCUGGUAGUUGGGAAAGCAGCCCAGAGUACCAGGAACCUAGAAUUCUGGAUACUACAUAUGGAGGAAGUCCAGAUAACCUCUUAGUGACUUCACAGCCAGAAAAAAAAACCUGUUUUGAAAGUCAGUCUGUGAUCUGUGGUGUUCAGAAUUCUGCAUGUUUCUCAGGGCCUAAGCAAGACCAUGUCAAAUGCCUUGAGAGAUCCACAGGCUUAGACGAAGUGAAGGCAAGGCCCAAACAAGGUAGCAUCCUGUCUGGAGACCUUAGAAAGGUUGAACUGGAAGAAUCCUCACAGCAGUGUGUGAAGUGGAAGGGGAGUAGUGGGUUUGGGCUGGCAGAAGCCCGCAAGGCUGGCAGCAAACAUCCUGGGCCGUCUUUAUUCCCAGAUCAAAGACCUAUCCCAUAUCCUGAGGGAGUCAGAGAGGAGGCACCAUUCAGAUGCCCAGAGGAAACCCAAGAUUGCAUUAUCUCAAGGAGCAUUGAUGACAUCAGUACUCUCAGCCCAUCUGCGGGGCAAGAAGAGAGCAAAACUCUUCCUUCCCAACAACUGUGCAAUUCUCAACCCAUUGCUUCUCCUACCAGUUCCUCCCUUUCCUCUAGUUUAUUCUGUUAUGGAGAUGGUGACCUGGAGAAGGGUCCCUGCAGGGCUGCCCCAGGUGCUGUCCAUCCACCCUGCAUAGUACCUUCCAGGGCCUGUGGCAUGGGUGAGAGAAGAGAGAGUUCUUCCAGGGAACAUAGCCUUGAGUCCACAGGCAUUAAUAUGGAAUCUGGGCCAACAGAUAGUCACAUUCUGGUACCCUCAGAGACUGCUGCUAACUUAGCUCUGGCUCAAGGCUGCAGCUCCCGAUUGGACCCUGAUGUGAGGACAACUUCCUUCAGACACUCAAGGCCCAGGUCAGUAGAGGGUCCUGAGAAAAAGUGUUUUGAGAAGAGAACCAGCACAGAGCUUAAGGCUGUCCUUUUACAGACAGUUAUGUAUUCUGAGCUUCUGAAGAAGUUUCAGAACGGCAGUGUAGGUGACCGGAGUGCCCAGUUGCUUCAAACCAAGCCAGAACCACCUACAACAAAUGGGAGGCCAGACACCCUGAAUUUAAGUGGAGGGUCUGUUGAGAGUGAGCUAGCUGUGGAGCCACAGCACGGAUAUGUAGACAAUAACUUCAGAUGCCUUCCAAAAAAGCCACAACUUUCCAUGGAGUCCAGGGAUCACAGUUCCUUGGAUCCCCAAGCCAAGUUUGUAGCAAAGUUAAAACACAUCUGCAGUACCCAGGCUGACAGUCUCUGGGAGGAGGAGGAGCAGCAGAAAGACCAGGCUUCGGGUGAUGGCAAAGCCCCUGCCCAGGGUGGGAAUCCCCCACCUUCAGAUGAAGGGGGCUCGGAUGGCAGCCAGAUUAAUGACUCCAGGAUAGAGGAGACGGCUGUGUCCAAGCCAGAGAGGCUCUCAACAGACUUCAUAGACUCGGCCACUGUGCUUUUGGGGCAAAGUAGCCCCCAGCCUUCUGCUGAGAGGCUGGGCCAGUCCAACUCUGACAGGGAGCAGGCACCUCCCCACCACAGGUACCCAGCUCCUGUGAUUGCAGUCUUUUCUGGCCCCAGACACUCCCUCAAGACAUUCCCCAGACCACAGUUGUCUGUGGUCAGCAACUCCCGGUCCCUUCAUGAGCUGAACUUGAGUGUGGAGCCUCCUUCCCCCACAGAUGAGGAUAACCAGGGACCUAACAGAUUAUGGAACCCACACCCCCAGGAUCCCUGGGAUGACUCCUUAGGAGUGUUGACGGUGAAAACAUCUCUGGAAGCUGAGGACUGCAAUCGGAAAGCCUCAUCUAACCUGGAUGGUAGGACUGCUGAUCACAGGUCCCUGAAACCUGCCACCCCUCCUUACCCAGUAUCGUCAGCUCUCUCAUGCAUGCCAACCCCUGAUUUUAUGGCCAGCUGGAUGUCUGGUACCCUGGAGCAAGCCUGGGAGGGAAGGCCAGAGAAGUGUCUCUCUAAGGCGGACAAAGGAAUGUUGCACUUUGGCUCCAAUGACAUCGAUCCCUAUAACCUGCCCUGGCAUCCAGAGAGGCCUGGGCAAAUUGGCUGGAAGCAGUAUGUGUUUGGCGGUGCAGUCGAUGUCUCCUGCAGCCGGACAUCUCAGGGUGUGAUACCAUCAAAUGUGGCCCAAUGCUCCAGCAUGGACAAUGGCUUCGAAGACCAGAACUUCCCAUUUCACUCCCAUCUCAGCACCUAUUCCAAGGCCUGGAACGUGUCAAGCACGUGUGGCAGCAUUGAGAAUAUCGAGGGCUCAAAUGAUGGUUUGGAGGUAUGGGGUUCCUCAUUUGCUUUGGGGGACCUCCACAUCAUGACAGGCACUGAUGGAGCAGCCCCCAUGAGGGGUCCUGACAAGAGAUCCCAGUUCAAGGCCCUCCCUGAAAAAAUAGGCUGUCUGAAGAGUGAGUCCCCUGUGGCUGAAGGAAGUGCUUCAGGUCCAGUGGAUGAAAUUAUGCUGCUACCUCCAUCAGAGGCAGUCCACUCUGUGGGACAGGCCAGGAAGGACACCUUUGAGCAGGGCACACAGACUGUAGGCUGCAGACUGAAUCAGCACUGCACUGAUGUCUCCUCUGCCAAGUCAGAAGCCAGUACAACAGCAGUCUCUGAUCUGGCCUCAUGGACCAGCAUGCACAAUCUGUCUCUCCAUCUCUCACAGCUCUUGCACAGUACAUCAGAACUGCUGGGGAGUCUCUCCCAACCAAGUAUGGCUGAAAAGGAGCAGAACACCAAGAAUGAGACCCCAGAUGAGGCACCACUGACCCUCAUGAUGGAUGGCUGUACUCAGACCCCUGUGGAUAAGGGCAGCCAGACUGACUUGGCCUCAUCUGCUCUGCCCCUUCAAGCUCCAGAGGCUAAACCUCAGGAAGUCAGUGUGAAUCUUGAAGUGCUGGGCUCAAAUACCAUGACUGUGUCUCAAGAAAUGGGAGAUGCUCCAGUGGCACUUCAGGAGAGAGAGGCAACAGAAGCAGCACAGGGAACAGCAGGACCUCCAGAUCUUCAGGAGGAAAGCAUCCAGUGUAGGCCCCAGAAGCCUCCAGUACCUUCAUCCUACUUGAAGUUUCAGAAAGCACCCCUUGGGCAGAACCUCCCUUCUUUGAGCCCCCAAACUUCUGAUGUUUCCCUGCCUCCUAGCUCUCAACCAGAGGUAUCCUCUUGCCUAGCUGUCAGUAGGCAUAGUCUUAGCAUCUCUCAAUCCCCAGAGUCCAUUGGGGAGCCUAGGACUGAGAAGCAGCAGCAGAGCCUCAAGUGUGCCUUGUUGGUGGACAGGGCCUCCUCCCCAAUCCUCACACUUAGUGCCAGCACCCAAGGGUCAUGUCUCCCCCCAUGCUGUUUGUCUCUCUCAGCCCCUUCAGCUCACACCCUUGAAGGCCAUCGGAAGCUUGACUCUAGCCCAGACCUUUCUUUUGGUGCCCCAAGGCCUCCAAUGGAUAAUUAUUCUCAAACAACUGAGGAGUUAGUUGGAUCCCAGGGAAUUGAGACUCUGUGUGGAGAAGGCAGAAGUCCUUUAGAAAAGAGUGAUGGGAGUUCCUUAGGCAACCAGCAGAGCCCCAGAUUCCAAGAUAAUUUCUUAGGACAACCCUCUCAGCAGCUUCAAUCCAGCCCCAUUCAGGUAAUACCCAACCGGGUGCAAAGCGGACAGCUGUCUCCACGAUUGAGGAGCAGAAGCCCGAAGCUGGCCAUUAGCUUUGUGCCUGAGGGGGUGGCUUCCCCAGAGCAUGGCCCACCGAGCAGUAGGGGGCGAAGUCAAUGGCAGAGCAGGACAGAAAAUGGGGGUGAGAAUUCAGCCCUUAUAAUGAAGUCACAGCCCACUCCAGACCGUUUGUCUUUGUGGGCAGGCCUCAAACACCUCAGCCCCUGUCCUAUUUCUGAGUUGACUGAUACUAUAGCACUCCAAGGGUCUGCCUUGGGCCCCCUUGGGACCUGCCAUCCUGAGGGACUUUUGAGCCCUAGCCCUCAGGUGUACAUAGUCCCUGAGCCCCAGCAUCACAGCUUGAGUGACCUUCCAAUGCAUAACAAGUUCAGGAACUGGGGCGGGGUGCAGGGUGGCUCUUCUGGGGGAAAUGGUGUGACCAAGGAGCUGGGGAUUGGAUGUGAUCUCAGCUCUGGAGAGCAGGUAGAGAUGUCCCCACAACCUCCUGAGGAUAAGAGCCAGGAUCGUGAGUGGUCCCAGGGGAAACAGGUCCCCCUGCAAGUUGGGGCUCAGAACUUGCCACUCAGCAUGGAACUCACAGAAGCAAGACUGCACCAUGGCUUCGGAGAGGCAGAUGCCCUGCUGCAGGUGUUGCAGAGUGGGACUGGGACGGCACUCGCUCCUGACGAACAUGCUGUCUCCACCUGGAUGGAGCUCUAUGUCCGGCAAAAAAAUACCAUUGAGACCCUCCGGAGAGAGCAGGCUAAGCAACUUCAGAACUUCCGCCGGACUCGGAGCCUCAGUUCCCAGAAACAGCUGAGCCUCCUGUCCAGCAUGGAUUUCCCCACCCGUGACCUUGACUUACCUAGCCGGCGCCGAGAAUACCUGCAACAACUGAGGAAGGAUGUUGUAGAGACCACUAGGAGCCCAGAGGCUUCAUCAAGACCUGCUCACCCUCCCUCUGAUGUAGAGCUGAUGCUGCGAGACUAUCAGCGGGCCCGCGAGGAGGCCAAGGUGGAGAUUGCCCGGGCCCGAGACCGACUGCGGGAACGAACAGAGCAGGAGAAGUUAAGGAUCCGCCAGCAGAUUGUAUUCCAGCUGCUGAGGGAAGAGGAGAAACUACACACCCUGGCCAACGCUAGUCCCUUGUGCACCAGCUCCAAUGGAAGCCUUUCCUCUGGAAUCACCUCUGGUUAUAAUAGCAACCCAGCCUUGUCAGGCCAGCUGCAGUCCGCAGAGAGUCUGGGGUACACAGACUCACCUGAUGCCAGGGAUCCCUGGCUAGGAGAUGGGUGGGGCCGCACUGCAGUAAGGAACAGGCAUCUGUAUCUGGCUGGGUCCACUUGGAAGAGCUCAGCCUAUGGCCACAGAGCCUCCCUGGGCAGUUGCUGCUAUUCUCCAUCCAGCCUGUCUGGCUUAGGGUCCUGCUUUUCCUCCUCUUACCAGGAUUUGGCCAAGCACAUUGUGGACAUUUCUAUGGCUGACGUAAUGGCUGCUUGUUCAAAUAACCUGCACAACCUCUUCAAGCACCAGGCAGCAGCUGGCUGGAAAUAUCAGGGUGAGGAGCAGGAAGUGCAGCUUUACUACAAGGUGUUUUCUUCAACUCGGCAUGGCUUCCUGGGGGCAGGUGUGGUGUGCCAGCCACUGCCUCAGGUGUGGGCAGCAGUGAGUGAUCCCACCUUAUGGCCCCUGUAUCACAAACCCAUCCAGACAGCAAGGCUGCAUCACCGAGUGACCAACAGCAUCAACCUGGUGUACUUGGUGUGCGAUACCACCCUGUGUGCACUGAUGCAGCCACGGGAUUUCUGUUGUGUCUGCGUGGAAGCCAAAGAGGGCCAUCUGUCCAUCAUGGCAGCUCAGUCUGUGUAUGAUGCCUCCAUGCCAAGGCCUAGCAGAGAAAUGGUGCGUGGAGAGAUCCUGCCCAGUGCCUGGAUCCUGCAGCCACUCACUGUGAAUGGGCAGGAGAUCACCAGAGUCAUCUUCUUGUCCCAGGUAGAACUUGGUGCUCCAGGCUUCCCCCCUCAGCUCCUGAACUCCUUUAUCAAACAGCAGCCACUGGUUGUAGCCAGACUGGCUUCCUUCCUUGGUAGCUAGCAUCUCACUGUCAUGAAGGUGCUGCUGAGAUGCAGGCCCAGGACACUCCGGAGGGACGCUGCUGUGGCAGCAACUUGUCACUCUCUCUACCCUGAUGCAAGAAGAGCCAAGGCUACUUGCUGUAACCUGCUGGGCAGACAGCACUCAGCCUAGAGCUGCCAGCAAAGCCCAUCAAUCCUUGGUCACAGCUGGCACCACUGCAGAGCAAGGGGUCUGAGCUCCUGGUCCUGGCCGUCCAGGGUGUAGGAAGCUCAGUUCACCUUUUAGAUUUCUCACCUCACGCCAUACAGCUGCUCAAGGUCCGGGAUUGGGCACAUCCUGCAGAAGAAGGGGACUGCAGUGCUCUGGCAAGGUGCUUCCUUAGUUCAGCCAGCCCUUGGGCUGGUAGGAAAGCAAGCAGCCAUAGGCUGAGACUCCGUUCUGAAUCUGCCUCCAGCAUUCAGCGCCACUGUGGGAUGGAGUGUUAACAAUACCAGAACAGAAAAAGGGUUUUAAAAAACAGCUGCACUAACCAGAAAA